UAGAAUAGUCUAAAAAGAGCAACGGUUGAUUGACUGAACCAUCGCCUUCCUUCAUCAUUCUCUCCUUUUUUUUUUUUUAAUUAAUUAAUUAUAUAUAUCUCUCUGUCUAAUUUCAUAAACAUCUUCUUAUAGAUUUUCUUUUCACAGGACCCGAAAAUUUAUUUAUUUCUCCCUCACUUCCUAUGGCAUCCGUCGAAUGCAGCAUCGGCGAUUUAAUCUCAAAACUUCAUCCUGACAUCAUCCAAACCCAAAUCUUGACCCGUCUAGACGGUCCGACGCUAGCCUCCACCGCGUCAACCUCCUCUUAUCUCCAAACUCUCUGCUAUGAGCAGAAACUCUGGCGGGAAAUCUCCACUAUCACGUGGCCUUGCAUCAACGAUUCACGUGUGGUUCAAGCUAUCUCCUCAUUCCCUUCUGGUUACCGUUCCUUCUUCGCUGACUCGUACCCGUUCACUGAAUACACGUGGGAGUCGGAGAAACAAGAUCCACCGACCACGGGACUAAUCUCAGCCGUUGACCUUUAUUAUAGAGGAGAGUUAAUCUACUCGAAGGUUCAAGAGAUGGAAACAGAGAACGGUAAAGCAGGAUGGUUCUUGUCGGCUCCGUUUCGAGUCGAUUUACUCGACGAGAAAGAAUCGGUUCAGACCCAGAUACUAUAUCCGGGUGGGGAUUACGAAGCGUGGGUGAGAAACAUGGAAGAGAGCAUGGAGCUUAACUGGAUAGUGAUCGACCCGGUCAAGAAACGUGCGGCGAAUAUAUCUAGCAGAAAGGCUGUUUCGGCGAGGCGGAACUGGUUAACCGGAGAUUUAGAGAUUAGAUUUUCGACGGUUGUGGCGGAGGCGGCGGGGAAGAAAAAGCCGGCGGAGGUUGCGGUGGUUGUGUCGUGUGGAUCGGCGGAGACGUGGAAGGAGCUGGACGAGGAAGUGGGAGGAGAAGUGCACGUUAGGGACGUGAGGUUGCAAGUAGAGGACAUUGAGGGGAAAUGUUUAAAAGGGAGGGAUAGUUUGGUAGUUUUACAAGGGACGUUGGAAGGGAAGAGAUGUUGUAAAGAUGGUGGUGGCGAAGGAAGAGGUAAAGGAAGGUAUGAGGAAUACAUGGAGAUGAAGACACAUAUGAGAGAGAAGAAAGAGAGGAGGGAGAAAGCUCAAGACACGAUUUGUAUGAUCUUUGGCUUCUCUUUGUUUGUGCUUUUGUGGAGUUUUGUUUUGUUAAGGUAAAAUGCUAAUAAGGAAAUUAUGGCAUAUACACAGCAGUUCUUUGAUCAUCCAUUUACUUUUGUUUAUGUUCUUGUAACGAUGAAACUAGGUGUUUUCAUGCG
Messenger RNA from Brassica oleracea var. oleracea, 1318 nucleotides. RefSeq names its product F-box protein At2g27310-like. Gene Ontology annotation, molecular function: protein binding. The transcript has a single exon. Lineage: Eukaryota; Viridiplantae; Streptophyta; Magnoliopsida; Brassicales; Brassicaceae. The coding region runs from base 183 to 1217 and encodes 344 amino acids. The record is from RefSeq and is a predicted model, not a curated record.